AUGCCGCUUCCGUCGCGCCUCGCCUUCUCCGCGCUGGAGCCGGCCCUCGCCGCCGCGGCCGAGGCGCUGCGCCGCUCCUGCUCCAACUCCUACCCCCGGUCCCCGCGCCGCACCGCCGCGCUCCUCCGCCGCGCGCGCGCGCUGCACGCGCUGCUCGUGGUCUCCUCCACGCCCUCCUACGUGCGCACGCCCGCCGCCACCUUCCUCAUCAACCAGGUGCUCUCCCUCUACUCCCACCUCUCCGCGGCCGUCCCGGACGCGCUCGCGCUGCUCCGUGCCACACCUAACCCCACCGUCGUAUCCUUCAACACCGUGCUCUCCGCGCUCUCCCGCUCCGCCGCCCCGCGCCACGCGCUCGCGCUGUUCGGCCAGCUGUGCCGCGCGCCGGGGCUCCGCCCCACCGCGCCCAGCCUCUGCGCCGCGCUCCGCGCCGCCGGCGCGCUGCGCGACGGCCGCGCGGGCGCCGCGGCGCACGCGCAGGCCGUGUCGCUCGGGUUCGUCGCCAGCGACAUCGUGCCGACCGCGCUACUCCAGAUGUACUCCGAGUGCGGCGCCCCGCGGGACGCCGGCCGGGUGUUUGACGAAAUGCUGGUGCGGGACGAGGUCGCGUGGAACUGCGCGAUCCACUGCAGCGUGCGGUACGGCUACCUUGGGCGUGCUCUGGGGCUGUUCUGUAAGAUGGCGAGGAGUGGGAUAGCACCCACCGAGAGCACGCUCUCGUCGGUGCUGAGCGGGUGUGGACGUGCCGCCGAUCGCCGGGGGCGUGUGCUGCAUGGCUGGGUGGUGAAGUCGGAGGAUCUUGACCCUGACAUGCCGCUGCAGAAUGCUCUGAUUGGCAUGUACUCCAGCUGCGGCGACCUGGACGCUGCAUUGCGUGUGUUUGAGAGGAUCGACACACCCGACUUGGUGUCGUGGAAUACUUUGAUUGCUGGAUUUUCUUGUGUUGGGGAUGGAUGGAGUGCCAUGGAUGCUUUCGUUCGUCUCAAGGAUGUGCAGUUUGGUGAACGAGUUUUCCCUGAUGAGUAUACAUUUGCAGCUGUGGUGUCUGCUGCUGCUGCUUUACCUGCAAUGUGUAGUGGCAUGGCACUUCAUGCUGAAAUAGUCAAAGCUGGGUGGGAGAACAGUGUCUUUGUAGGGAAUACACUGAUCAAUAUGUAUUUUACAAACGAUGAGCCAGGAUCAGCACGGAUUUUGUUUGAUUCCCUUCCUGAGAAAGAUGUGAUUGUGUGGACCGAGAUGGUUGCAGGCCACUCUUCGUUGGGCGAGUGUGAAUUGGCCUUGAAGUACUUCGUUAGCAUGCUUCAGGAAGGGUACAAGGUUGACAGCUUCUCUCUGAGCAGUGCUUUGAACUCCACGGCAGAGCUUGCAGGUCUUAAACAAGGAGAGAUUCUCCAUGCUCAAGUGGUAAAAAGUGGUUAUGAAGGGAAUAUCUGUGCCUCCGGAAGCUUGCUCGACAUGUAUGCGAAAAAUGGUGCUCUCCAGUGCGCCUAUUUGGUGUUCUGCACCACACGAAAGCGAGAUUUGAAGUGCUGGAAUUCCAUGAUAGGGGGAUAUGGCAAUCAUGGCAAUUCAGAAAUGGCAUUUAAAUUAUUUGGUGAGAUGAUUCGUGAUGAGCUGCAACCUGACCAUGUAACUUACAUCUCCCUCCUUUCUGCAUGCAGCCACUGUGGACUAGUCGAGAAAGGGAAGUUUUAUUGGUUUUGCAUGAUGACUGAUGGUAUUAUGCCAGGGUUCAAGCACUAUACUAGCAUGGUGAGUUUGUUGGGUAGGGCGGGUUUAUUGGAGGAAGCAGUUGAUUUACUGAGGAAAUCUCCAUUCGCCAAGAAAUGUCCUGAGCUAUGGAGAAUUCUGCUAAGCUCCUGUGUAGAAUUAAAAGAUUUGGCCAUUGGUGUCCAUGCUGCUGAACAGGCACUGGAGCUGGACCCAGAUGAUAUGUCAACACAUAUAUUACUUUCAAACCUUUAUGCUUCUGCAGGAAAAUGGGACGUUGUAGCUGAAAUUAGGAAAAGGAUCAGAGGGAUGAUGGUUGAAAAAGAGCCUGGUCUGAGCUGGAUUGAGAUUAAAAGUAUGGUUCAUGUGUUCUCUGCAGACGAUGAAUACCAUACUCAGAUAGACGACUGUCGUGGCGAGUUGCUUAGACUCAAGGGAAACAUGGAAUUGUUGGAUAGUUCUGAAAAUAAAUUGCUGUCAUGUGGCUAA
Brachypodium distachyon (stiff brome) is the source of this 2199-nucleotide messenger RNA. RefSeq names its product pentatricopeptide repeat-containing protein At3g50420. The transcript has a single exon. Gene Ontology annotation, molecular function: RNA binding; protein binding. Gene Ontology annotation, biological process: RNA modification. The record is from RefSeq and is a predicted model, not a curated record. NCBI's taxonomy places the organism in Eukaryota, Viridiplantae, Streptophyta, Magnoliopsida, Poales, Poaceae. Bases 1 to 2199 code for a protein of 732 amino acids.